UUUCCGUCACUUUUCUGGAGCUCGAGUCGCCGUAGCGUUUGCUUCGUCGUUUUCAUUGAAGACAAGAAGAAGACAACAACACUGGAGGAUCUGUGAUGGGGGACAUAAAAAAUUUCCUGUAUGUCUGGUGUGGGAAAAAGAAAAUGACACCCAACUAUGAGAUCAGAGCUGCUGGUAACAAGAACAGGCAGAAGUUCUUGUGUGAGGUCCGUGUGGAAGGUUUCAACUACAUUGGAAUGGGUAAUUCCACCAACAAGAAGGAUGCCCAGUCCAAUGCGGCGAGGGACUUUGUUAAUUACCUCAUUCGUGCUGGAGAAGUGAAGGCUGCCGAUGUUCCUUCGGUUGGGCCCAGCAUGAGUGAAUUUGGUACAUCAGCCAACAAAGGAGAAGGUGGUGGCUUUGGAAAUCUUCCAUCAGGUGGUCCUAUCCCUCCACACCUUGUUGUUAAAGCUGAGAAAGAGCAAGCAGGUAAUCAGCCUGGCUGUAGCUCUGGACAAGUACCUGGAUUAGCUGGUAUGAGUUCUCAGACCGGUGAUGCCCAGUGGGACCGUGGGGCCAAUCUGAAAGACUACUUUUCCAGGAGAGAUGACCAAGAAGCACAAGCAACCCUAGAGUCUGAAGAGGUUGAUUUGAAUGCUGGACUACAUGGGAACUGGACUUUGGAGAAUGCCAAAGCUCGACUGAACCAGUUCUUCCAGAAGGAGAAGAACCAAACAGACUACAAAUACUCCCAAGUUGGCCCAGAUCACAACAGGAGUUUUAUUGCUGAAAUGACUGUUUUUGUACGGCAGCUUGGUAGAAAUGUGUUUGCCCGUGAGCAUGGCUCUAACAAGAAGCUGGCCGCCCAGUCCUGUGCGCUCUCUAUUGUACGCCAGCUUUACCAUCUGGGUGUCAUAGAACCUUACACUGGUGUUACCAAGAAGAAAGAAGGAGAGACGCUGGAACCCUUUGAAGUGGCCUUGACAAAUGAUCUGCAGCGACAGCUGGACAGCGUAGUCCAGGAGUUAGGCAUGCAAGUCCCUCCUCCACCUCAGGAUACAAGUACUACGGUGUCACUGAUCCAGGGAAAGAUGGCUCACUUUGAACCCUCUCAAAAGCAGAGUUUUCCUGGUGUGGUGCCUUGGUCACCCCCUCAAGUGAACUGGAACCCAUGGACAAGCAGCAACAUUGACGAGGGCCCGCUUGCCUUUUGCAGUCCGCAACAGAUCAGUUCAGACCUACAGCAUGAACUGAUGUACCAGCUGGAACAUGAUCAAAAUUUACAGAAGGUUAUUGAAGAACGGGAUCAGCUUCCAGUGAAGAGGUUUGAAGAGGAGAUUAUGGAUGCCAUACAUAGUAACUCUAUAGUCAUCAUUCGUGGAGCUACUGGUUGUGGAAAGACAACUCAGGUUCCCCAGUACAUCCUAGACGAGUUCAUAAAGAACGGAAAGGCAGCAGACUGUAAUAUCAUUGUAACCCAGCCCCGGCGCAUCAGCGCAGUUUCUGUUGCAGAACGCGUUGCUUUCGAGCGAGGAGAGGAACUGGGCAAGAGCUGUGGUUACAGUGUGCGCUUUGAGUCCAUUCUUCCCAGACCCCAUGCCAGUGUCCUCUUCUGCACCGUUGGUGUCCUUUUAAGAAAGCUGGAAUCCGGGAUCCGAGGAAUCAGCCAUGUCAUUGUGGAUGAAAUACACGAAAGAGACCUCAAUACCGAUUUCCUCAUGGUGGUGCUGCGGGAUGUUGUCCAAGCCUAUCCAGAAAUACGCAUAAUUCUCAUGUCUGCAACUAUUGACACAACAAUGUUUUGUGACUACUAUUUCAACUGCCCAAUUAUUGAAGUGUUUGGGCGCACCUUCCCGGUACAAGAGUAUUUUCUUGAAGAUUGUAUUCAGAUGACCCAGUUUGUUCCUCCUCCAAUGGAUAAAAAGAAAAAAGAAAAGGAUGAAGAUGGUGGUGAAGAUGAUACAAACUGCAAUGCUGUUUGUGGGGAUGAAUAUAGCCCUGACACGAAACACUCUAUGGCUCAGCUGAAUGAAAAGGAAACCUCCUUUGAAUUGAUUGAAGCCCUUCUCAAGUACAUAGAAACACUUAAAGUAGCUGGAGCAGUGCUUGUGUUCCUGCCUGGAUGGAACCUCAUCUACUCUUUGCAGAAACACCUUGAGAUCAGUCUCCACUUCGGAAAUCAACAAUACAGAAUUCUCCCUCUACACUCCCAAAUUCCGAGAGAGGAACAGCGAAAGGUGUUUGAUUCUGUGCCUGAGAAUGUAACAAAGGUGAUCUUGUCUACAAAUAUUGCGGAGACCAGCAUUACCAUCAACGAUGUCGUAUAUGUAAUCGACUGUUGCAAGCAAAAAGUCAAGCUGUUCACAUCUCACAACAAUAUGACAAACUAUGCUACUGUCUGGGCAUCUAAGACAAACUUGGAGCAGCGAAAGGGUCGAGCAGGCAGAGUUCGGCCUGGAUUCUGCUUCCAUCUUUGCAGCCGAGCACGUUUUCAGAGACUGGAGACUCAUAUGACCCCUGAGAUCUUCCGUACUCCUCUCCAUGAGGUGGCUCUUAGCAUCAAGCUGUUGAGACUAGGUGGCAUAGGACAGUUCCUUUCAAAGGCCAUCGAACCUCCUCCACUGGAUGCAGUCAUUGAAGCAGAGCAUACUCUGAGAGAAUUGGAUGCCCUCGACAGCAACGAUGAGUUAACCCCCCUGGGCCGAAUUCUAGCAAAGUUGCCUAUUGAGCCUCGACUGGGAAAGAUGAUGAUUAUGGGCUGUGUGUUCCAUGUUGGUGAUGCAGUGUGCACCAUCUCGGCAGCCACCUGUUUCCCAGAGCCCUUUAUCAGUGAGGGCAAGCGUUUGGGUUUUGUCCACAGAAACUUUGCGGGCUCCAGGUUCUCGGACCAUGUGGCCCUUCUCUCAGUGUUUCAGGCCUGGGAUGAUGCUAGAAUGGGUGGUGAGGAUGCCGAAAUCAGAUUUUGUGAACACAAAAGGUUAAACAUGUCCACACUAAGGAUGACAUGGGAAGCUAAAGUACAGCUGAAAGAAAUUCUGGUAAAUUCUGGGUUUCCUGAAGAUUCCUUGAUGACACAAGUGUUUAACAACACUGGCCCGGACAACAACCUGGAUGUAGUGGUUUCACUGUUGAGCUUUGGCUUGUACCCAAACGUGUGCUACCACAAGGAAAAAAGGAAGAUCCUCACCACGGAAGGGCGCAAUGCUCUCAUCCACAAAUCUUCUGUCAAUUGUCCCUUCAGCAACCAAGACACGAAGUACCCUUCACCGUUUUUCGUUUUUGGAGAAAAGAUUCGGACACGUGCCAUCUCUGCAAAAGGAAUGACUUUGGUCAGCCCUCUCCAGCUCAUUUUAUUUGGAUCAAAAAAAAUCACAUCCAAUGGUGACAUUGUUGUACUAGAUGAUUGGAUCAAGCUGAAAAUACCACAUUACUCAGCUGGCAAUAUAGCAGCCAUCAGAGCUGGAAUGGAAGCUCUUGUUGUGGAUGUCACAAAAGACCCACAGUACAUAAGCGAAAUGAGCCCAGUCCACCAGCACAUGUUGAACCUCAUCCGGCUGAUUUCCAAACCUUCUGCUGCAGGGCUAAAUCUUAUGGCUCCAAACUUGCGAUUUGGUGAUGGCCCACGGCCUUCCAAGAUGCCCCGAUUUGAAAGGGGGGGCGGAGGUUACCACAGGGGCUAUCAAGGGGGAAGCGGGCCAAGUUUCCAAGGAGCCGGGUAUGGAGGAUAUGGAGGAGGUUACGGAGGACAUAGAGGGGGUUAUGGAGGAGGAGGAGGAGGAGGAGGGUAUCGCCACAAUGGUGGGGGUUACAGAGGUGGCUGGGGAGGAUACUGCGGUGGAAAUAGCUAUGGUGGAAGAGGCAGCAGGGGUUAUGAUGGAUACCGAGGAGGUGGAGCAUUUUAAAAUGUACAGUUAUUUCACAGCAGUGAUCCUAACCCAGCUUCAUUACUCAUUAAAUCUGAUCUGAACAAUGUGGCGUUGGUUGUGUUUUUUUUCAACAGCGGAUAAGUUUCCUUUCUAUGCAGUCACUGCUAUAUGUGGAGCUUUGCUUGUUCUUUAUAUUUCUGUAAAACCUGUGCAGUAGUUAGCUAGGAGUAGCACCUUUAACAUACUUAGUUUUGAGGAUGUAUGUGUUUUGUUUUGGUGCAGCAGGUAUCAGUGGUUAAACCCUGGACCUUCUAACCUUUUGAAUUCUGCUCCUGGUGCAGGAUGUUUAUAAGAUCCUUAUUGUAUAAUUCCAGUUUAAAAAAAAAAAAAAAAAAAAUCAUUGUAUGCGAGUUAAAAUACAAGGCUAAAACUGCAUCUUCCCUUGAGGAAGGCAUCGGCAAAAUAUUGGAUGACAGUAAUCAUGCAACUUCUGAUAUACAUGAAUUUCAAAAUAAAUUGAUCUUAAUUAUUUGUUAAAUUCAGUCUUCAUGAAUGCACACCAGAUGUAUAAUUUCAUUUAGACUCGGACAUGGUCCUGUCAAACUAAUUGUACUCAUCAUUCCUUUUGCUUUACAAAUGAAUAUUGAUAGAGCAAACCAGUGUCCCACUGUGUUAUGUAGUUGAAAUGGUUCUUCAUAUUCACUAGGUGUGUGUUAUAUUUCCUGAUGAAAUUUAGUGAUUCCAUAUAAUUCAGGAUUAUGAAUGUAAUUACUAAAUGGCUUCAGGUAGAGUUGUGGAAACACUUGUAAAAAGUUGCCCAAAUUCCUUUGUUUGUAAUAUAAGUUUAUAGCUUGUUUCAAUCUUCAAAGUUUGUAAGGAACACUUUUACAAUGGAGAAAGACUGUAACUACUACCUUCAAAAUGAUUACUCUAAUAAAC
Molecule: messenger RNA, 4784 nt
Organism: Scleropages formosus (Asian bonytongue)
Lineage: Eukaryota; Metazoa; Chordata; Actinopteri; Osteoglossiformes; Osteoglossidae
Gene: dhx9
Product: DEAH (Asp-Glu-Ala-His) box helicase 9
Exons: 29
Coding region: 96-3881 (1261 amino acids)
Biological process (GO): regulation of mRNA processing; positive regulation of transcription by RNA polymerase II
Cellular component (GO): intracellular anatomical structure; nucleolus; ribonucleoprotein complex
Molecular function (GO): ATP binding; RNA helicase activity; 3'-5' DNA helicase activity
Source: RefSeq, a predicted model, not a curated record